Ogataea haglerorum is the source of this 384-nucleotide messenger RNA. RefSeq lists its product as uncharacterized. The coding region runs from base 1 to 384 and encodes 127 amino acids. Lineage: Eukaryota; Fungi; Ascomycota; Pichiomycetes; Pichiales; Pichiaceae. The record is from RefSeq and is a predicted model, not a curated record. The transcript has 2 exons.
AUGGCCGGACGGGUCGUGGCCGCCUGUCCACCUCCCCUUGAUGGCGCGGCACUGGGCCGAGGUCAGCGAGCUAGAGUAAUAGAGUUCAAGGUCGGAGGGCUGCAUCAGCCUGAAUUUUUGCGAGUCAGUGGCCCGCGAUUGCGGGAUGUUAGCGCACGAGCCGCCGUUGUGUGUCGUUUCCCGGGGCGAAGCAAGCCAGACCAGUUGGCCGAGCACAAUCACUAUUGGGUAGAGCAAAGCGACGAGGACUUGGAAUUUGGUCAAUUUCGCUGCUCUGGCGGCGACGUCCAGCUUGGCGUCCAGCAGUUGCAGAUGUCGACCGACAGGAUGGUCUUGGCGGACGGCCUGGGACAUGAAGAGGCGAAACAACAAAAAAUUAAAUAG